AUGCCCUGGUCAGCGUCACAACAAAAAAGGCUUGGAUUGGAGAAAGAGUUGCUGGAUAAGUAUUUCCCGAACAGGGUAAAAUGGAUUGAUCCGGGAAGCGGAACCAAAGUUGAAGUCCAAGUUACUUGCUCCAACGACAGACAGUACACCCUGCGAGUCUACAUACCAGAAGAUUUCCCCAAUUCUUGUCCCAAAAUGGUCGUGAAAUCGGCGAUGCUACGAGCCUAUAACGGAGUGUAUUUACACCAAUACCCAGGCGAUAACCACACAGGCUACAACACAGAUGGCUACUCUGGGAUUUGUCAUUUCAGGCCAAAUUUGUGGCGAGCUAACAACACUUUGUAUCAAGUGUUCAUGAAGGGUUUGAUAUGGCUAGAAGCGUACCAAUCUCAUCUUCGCACUGGGCAACCAUUGAGCAAAUACCUAAGCGAGAUGAAUGGGUAG
Molecule: messenger RNA, 444 nt
Organism: Porites evermanni
Lineage: Eukaryota; Metazoa; Cnidaria; Anthozoa; Scleractinia; Poritidae
Source: the annotation of a GenBank genome assembly